Molecule: messenger RNA, 2637 nt
Organism: Leptinotarsa decemlineata (Colorado potato beetle)
Lineage: Eukaryota; Metazoa; Arthropoda; Insecta; Coleoptera; Chrysomelidae
Product: nucleolysin TIA-1-like
Source: RefSeq, a predicted model, not a curated record
UUAAUUCGAAACCACUGACAUUCGACGAAGUUUAUAACCAAAGUAGUCCGACAAAUUGCACAGUCUAUUGUGGAGGCAUAACAAAUGGUCUGACAGAGGAACUCAUGCAGAAAACAUUUGCUCCUUUCGGAACAAUUCAAGAAAUUAGGGUAUUCAAAGAAAAAGGAUAUGCUUUUGUGAGGUUCUCUACAAAAGAAUCGGCUACACAUGCGAUAGUCGCAGUGCACAAUACCGACAUCAAUGGACAAAUUGUGAAAUGUUCAUGGGGAAAGGAAUCUGGAGAUCCCAAUAACGCACCUGUGCCUGGUCAGGCAAUUGCAGGAACCACUUUCCCCUACAGUGCAUAUGGUCAGCAACUGAGUUACUGGUAUCCCCAAAGUUACCCCGCUGCCAGUUCCACGCAAAUACAGGGUCAGUUUCUAGGGGGCAUGCAAGGCUAUACUUACGGUCAAUUUGGUGGUUAUCAACAAUCAUAUAUGGGAAUGGGUCUUCAGGUGCCAACAGCAGCAACAGCAUGGCAAGGUAUUCCAAGUCAACCUCAAAUACCUGCCACUCCUCAACAAAUAACUGCACCCACAGCAACACUGCAGCAGCCAGGUCUCGUUUUUCCUAUCCAGCAAUACCAAGCUCAAUGAAACACACACAAUUGUCAUCAACCCGACAUAGUGAUAUAUUAAAUACCAACAAGAUACCGUAUCAGUAAAUAAUCGCGGAAAUGUAAUUUUGUGCCAAUUUUCAAGUAGUAACAAUGAAAACAACCAUAGAAGUCUUAAGUCCAUCCAUUUUAUGUAGAGCUGGCGAGGACUAAAGCUUCAAUUGUUUCCGAACAUGGUAUGAAUGCUGAAAGGUUGAGAAACCUGCCUAUCUGCACUGGCGUCUGCCGCCUAGCCUAGGCUGCUACUAGCCUAGCACACGCUCCACCUUUAGUUCACUGGUUUCACGACUUUGCAUGAGUACAUCUUUCUUAUUUCACGCGUCUUUUGGCAGAUAGGAGAGGACGACUGGCUCUCUUCCAGCCUUCUGGUAUGAUUAUAAUGAAACGGACCAUUGAAGCAAGAAACAUAGGAAGACGCAGCCUGACCGAUGCGGAGUCAUGAAGAUCAAGACACUUUGGGCCUCGACAUCUCGUACCGUCUGCUCUCUACAGUUUAAGGAUCAACUUAUUUUACUUGAGAUACCUGUACUUCUGCGGUAGGGUUGUAAUGAUGAACAAAUUAGAAUAUAAGAGUUUAUAUUUGUGAAGAAUUAAGUGUGGUUCCAUUCGAUUGGGUUUGACUUGUACAAACACAACUAGAAUAGAAGAAAGGAAGCUAGAUAGAAGAUAUAGAUAGGUUAGUUGGUAGUUAUGUAAUCGAAAAAACACGGAUCCGAACAUAUACAAUGAUCACAAACCACCACGGAUCAAUAAUUCGGAAAAGUCAAUACACGUCAAGAAUGAUAUCGAAUGCACUAGCGUCAAUGAGUCAAAUUCAUAUUUGAUGCACGUGUUUCCGUGUUUAGGCAUCUUAAUGAAAAUGGACGCAAGUGUGAUAUAAAAAUAUAUAAAUUAUUCAACGUGAUAUCCCAAAAUCUGACAUUUUAUAUAAUAUAUAUAAUGAAUGAUGAAAAGUUUUGAUACAAGAUUUAAAGUAUACCGCAGAUGUAGAACAUAGAACGAUGAGUAUUACUUAGCAUUUAUAUAUGACUAGCUGUAUGUUCGGUAAAGACAGUAUAUAUAACUUGCACGCUAAUCUUAAGACGCACCACAUAUAUAACGGCUGUAUUAGUGUCUAAGUGUAAAGAUAAAUCACUUGUCUAGUGCUCUGCCCUUCAAAAAACACGCAUUAUCAACGUUGUCCUGACACUUACAAUUGUGAGAAACUCUCGUGUCUUAUACCUCUAUCUUAUUCUUGAUAGCUCUCAUUUCAUGAACAUCCGUUAUAAAAAUCAUCAAAAGUAACUAAUUUGUAGAAGACACGAAAUAAACUAACAUGAAUAUGUCAAAAAUUGUUCAAAAUUCAUCAGUUAUGGUGACGAAACUUAUCCUUUCAAUCAUAUUUUUCACUCCGAGAUAUCCUUCGAAAUCUCAUAAUUAUCGAGUACGAAAUAAUGUCAUGAUAAAUGAAAUAUAUAACAUAGGCAACGAUCUUAUAAAACAAGGAAAUUAUACUGGAUAUCAGCAAUUUCUAUCUUUGUCGUUGUGGCAUAGUUUCCUUUUUCAUACCAUACCGUUGAAAGAGUUAGAAUCAAACUGGUAAUAUGGUUUAAAAUUGAAUAGUUGAAAAACUAAUUGUAUUUUCCAAUUUCUUUUUAGUAUACUUACCUACGUUGUAUUCUUAAUUUGUUAACAACUCCACGAUGCGUCUUGGCUCAUGAGUAACCCCGUUACUUCAUAUAAUAUCUUAAUUAUCUUAAUAGUGUCAUAAAUUUAUAGAAUCAUAACAGAAUCGCUGUUCUAGAAGAUUUGGAUACGAUACGAUAAAACCUACUGAAGAACGGUGGCAUGAAAUAUUUCAUAGUACUAAUACGUUCAUUCGGAAAAUAAACAGCAAAUAUACCUAUUAUUUACUGAAAUGUGCCGACUUAACAGUCAUAUGGUUUGGUAACUCAACAAACUUGAAAAAUAAUUGAAUAUCUAUGUACAAAAUGGUUUAGACU